CAUUAGUCACGUGGUUAUCAGCUGGAAUAUUGAUAUAAACUAAAUAAAACAUUCAAACAGUCACUUCCUCAUGCGCAUCAACAGCUAUACUAUAAUACAAACCAGUAUAACUACGUUGAGUUUGUUGCAUUCACAUUUUACGUUGGUAUUCUAUCCGUGAUUAUAUGUAUAUAUAUAUAUAUAUAUAUAUAUAUAUAGAGAGAGAGAGAGAGAGAGAGUAACAUUCAUCUAAUGGUGGUAGUAGUAUAGUGGAGUGCAAUCAAACCCAGUGAAUGAAUUUCUUGUUUUUUCGCUCUCAUAUAAAUGUUUAUAAUAUUUCAAGUCAUGUGAAUCAAAUGUUGCAAUUCGUAAUCAGUUUUAACAUAAAAGAAAUGUUCUAAUUACAUUUUAAAAAAUUCAGUAAUGUAUAAUAGUAAACUACGACUGGCAAUGAUUGUAUAAAAUGACAGAUCUAGAAACUCAUGUCAAUGUUUUAAUAAAUUCUGAAGUUGAAGAAGUUAAUUAUGGUCGUGAUUCGAAUAUUGAAGAAGAAAAAUUAGUAAAAACUAGAGCUAGGAAUAAUUUUCCAUCAUAUUCCAAUGACGUCGUUAAUGUCAGAUUUAAGAAUAUUAGACAUUGUUUACAUGAUAAUACUUUUACUAAUAUAAUAGAGGAUGUGUCGAAUCGUCAAUCAAAUAGAAUUAAUAAUGAACACUUCAAACCUGGAGCUACAAAUUAUUUAUCAGCUAAUUACGAGAGUUUAGAUUACGAUACGUGUGAAAACAAUUUACUUCAAGAUGAAGAGAGAAAAAAAGGCUAUAAAUAUGUUGUUAAAAAAAAUUUCGCACGAUGGUUUAUAUUCUUAUUAAUAGGAAUAUUUACAGCAUUAGUUGCAUGUUUUAUAGAUAUUUCUAUAGAAGAAUUAUCUAAUUUAAAGUAUGGAGUUUUAAAGCAAUAUGUGGACAUUUGUUCUACAGAAAACUGUUUAUGGAUACCAUAUAUUUUAUGGUUAUUAUUUAAUAUAGGACCAGUUUUAAUAGGCGCAAUUUUAGUAGCUUAUGUAGAACCUGUAGCAGCAGGCAGUGGAAUACCUCAAAUAAAAUGUUAUUUAAAUGGAAUAAAAAUUCCACGAGUUGUGAGAAUAAAAACAUUAGCAAUAAAAUCACUAGGUGUCAUUUCGACAGUAGUUGGAGGUUUAGCUGGCGGCAAAGAAGGUCCUAUGAUCCAUUCUGGUGCAGUUGUAGCUGCUGGAAUAUCUCAAGGAAAAAGUACCACGUUCAAGAAAGAUUUUAAAAUAUUUCAGUAUUUUAGAGAAGACCAUGAAAAAAGAGAUUUUGUUGCUGGAGGUGCUGCGGCAGGAGUUUCAGCUGCUUUUGGAGCUCCAAUAGGUGGAGUAUUAUUCAGUAUAGAAGAAGGAACAAGUUUUUUUAAUCAAAGUUUAACAUGGCGAACAUUUUUUGCCAGUAUGAUAUCUACAUUUACUCUCAAUAUCAUUUUGAGUACCUAUCAUGGUCAUCCAGGAGACCUUUCAAAUCCUGGACUUUUAAAUUUAGGAAAAUUCGAUACUAUACCAUAUCAAUUUUAUGAAAUUCCUCUUUUCAUGACUGUUGGAACUGUAGGAGGCAUUUUGGGAGCACUAUGGAAUCAUAUAAAUUAUAAAAUAAGUGUGUUUCGAUUGAACUACGUUAGAAAGAAGUGGUUAAAAGUUGUUGAGGCUGUUACAGUAGCAGCUAUGACUGCUACUAUAGGCUCUUUGAUGAUCUAUUUUAUAAAUGACUGUAAGCCUUUAGGAAAAGAUCCGACUAAAUAUCCCGUUCAGAUGUUUUGUGAAGAAGGGCAAUAUAGUGCUAUUGCUGCUCUUUGGUUUCAAACGCCAGAAAGUACAGUUAGAUCAUUAUUUCAUGAUCCAAUAGGUUCUCAUAAUGAUGCAACAUUGGCUGUAUUUGUUUUUCUUUACUUUCUUUUGGCUGCGUGUACUUUUGGUUUAUCAAUGUCUUGCGGUCUUUUUAUACCUUCUCUACUAAUCGGAUCAGCUUGGGGUAGACUGAUUGGAUCUGGAUUGACGAAAUUAUUUCCAUCAUGUACAUACUUUCAUCCGGGGAAAUAUGCUCUCUUGGGAGCAGCAGCUCAAUUAGGUGGUGUUGUAAGAAUGACCAUAAGUCUAACUGUAAUUUUAAUUGAAACUACUCAAGGCAUUUCAUUUGGUCUACCAGUUAUUAUUGUUUUAAUGAUGGCUAAAUGGAUUGGUGAUUUCUUCAAUGAGGGAAUUUAUGAGAUUCAUACACAAAUGGCAGGAGUUCCUCUACUCCCAUGGGAACCACCGCCUUUAUCAAAUAAUAUUUAUGCCAGUGAGAUAAUGAGUCAUCCAGUGGUUACAUUAAAAACAACGGAGAACGUGGGACACAUUGUAGAGCUUUUAAAGUGUGUAGAUUUCAAUGGCUUUCCUGUGGUUGAUCCACCAACUGGUGAUCAGACUGAAAUAAAUUGUUAUGGAAGAUUCAGAGGUUUAAUAUUACGGUCUCAAUUAAUCGUACUUCUUCAAAAUAAAAUAUUCAAUGAAUAUUGUGAUAUGUGGGAGCAUGAUUUAUCAUUGAAAAUGUUUCGUAAUGCUUAUCCGAGAUAUCCCUGUAUUAGUGAAGUUAAUAUUACUGAACAUGAAAAAACUUUUUCUAUCGAUUUAAGACCCUUCAUGAAUCCUUCUCCUUACACACUACAGCAUUCUACAACUCUUCCGAGAGCAUUCAGACUUUUUAGAGGUCUUGGUCUUCGUCAUUUACCUGUCGUUAAUGAUGAACAUGAGGUUAUUGGAAUGAUUACACGAAAAGAUGUAGCUAGAUACAGAAUAUGGAAGUAUCUAGGAAAAAUGGGAUUAGAUGAACUUUUGAUAACAGACAAAAUGUGAACUUGAAAUAAUUUUGGACAAAAUUAACAUUACGUAUGUUAGAUUGAUUUGUAAUACUCUUUGGAUAUACAAAGUAAUAUCUACAAAAUUUUAAUUACUACAUUUAUAUUUGUAUGUCCAAAAUAUAUGUGUGUAGUUUUUUUUACUCUAAGUAAUAUUCUGAUUAUAAACAAAAAUUUUCAAUCUAUCCAAAAUAAUAUUUAUAUAAUUUUUUUAAUGUACAAAAAUUUAUUGUAUAAAUGCACAAAAUAGUAUUAUACUGCCAAAAGAUAUUGAUUUAUAGAAGGUAUAUUUAAA
Molecule: messenger RNA, 3178 nt
Organism: Chelonus insularis
Lineage: Eukaryota; Metazoa; Arthropoda; Insecta; Hymenoptera; Braconidae
Gene: ClC-b
Product: chloride channel protein 7
Exons: 11
Coding region: 443-2881 (812 amino acids)
Biological process (GO): transmembrane transport; chloride transport
Cellular component (GO): intracellular membrane-bounded organelle; lysosomal membrane
Molecular function (GO): voltage-gated chloride channel activity
Source: RefSeq, a predicted model, not a curated record